AUGGGAAGGUUGACCAUUUACGGUCCCUUCAAUCAUUCCACUUGCUUCAUUUCUUCUCCUGCAAUUAUUCUGGAGAUGAGACCUAUUUUGUUUUGUUCUCUAAUUGCGAGUAAAAAUAUCUUUUUCUCUUUUUCAAUCUCUUUUGCUCUCAUUAACAAUUUGAAUAGGCCCAUCAUCAGUGAAUCUUCUCUUUCGUGUUGUCUGCUACGUUUCUGGAUUCGACUGAAUAAAUUGAUAAACAAACACAUUUCAGGAAUGAACCGCAUAUCGGAAAUCGAGAACAUCCUACAUCGAUUGAUAUUGAUCGAUGAGACAAGCUUAAUUGUGAAUAGCGAUUGGAACGACGUCGCUGACGACAUCGUUCGUAAACUCAACAUGGUCAGAGCACAGUGUUAUCGUCCCCUAUCACCGCGUUCCUUGGAAUGUUCCCCACGGCCGUCUACGUCACCGCGACUGCUUGACUUGACACCUCCAGCGAGCACGCUGAGCUCAGCAGCCAGUGAAAUCUCCGAAAUGCCAACAACCUGUUCUACGGAUAUCUCAUAUCAAAGUGCUGCUCAUGCUUUCAACCGAGAAAUCUUCUCACGAUGUGUUCAGAUAGUUGAAGCAGCCGACAAACAGGGACAUAUUGAAAUACAAAUGAUCACACUUGCCCAUCACUCCUAUAUCGCUAUGGUCAACGAAGCCGAUAAGACAGAAGACGCGUUGAAGCUGGCUACGUGGUGGAAUAAGUUUCUCGAAGGUGUCGAAUGCGGUCGUCCCAAUGCCGAAGUAUUGGAAGUGCUUGAAAUGCGAGCUACAGCUUUGCAGAGCCUUAUCGAACUUGACGACGUUAACCGUGACGCUCUUGUCCAGAAACUGAUUGAUAUCCUAGUGAGGAGCUAUAAGGUAAGACCUAAUUGGUUCUUGGUGCAUCCCGUUCAAUACUAG
Messenger RNA from Haemonchus placei, 930 nucleotides. NCBI's taxonomy places the organism in Eukaryota, Metazoa, Nematoda, Chromadorea, Rhabditida, Trichostrongylidae. The record is from the annotation of a GenBank genome assembly.